GUAAAAACCGGCCUCUUAACUUCCCCGCCAAAACCCUAGGUUUCGGUCAUCACCCCUCAACGAACCACUCUCGAAUUUGAAUUUCCCAAUUGAAUCGUCUCCAAUCAAAUUCAAAUCCAUUGAAUUCACACUACAGAACGAAUCACUGUUGAAGAACAAACGAACAGAUUUGAACAGAUGGACGAAAGAGAGACCGAAAUCGAAGUCCGAACCCUAACCGGUGAAACAAUUACAGUCUCAAUUUCUUCAAACAGAACAAUUCAAGACCUCAAACUUCUCCUCAAACAGAUAUUUCCACCCGCAGCAUCGCCUCCGAACUUCCACCUGUUACAUAAGGGUACGAAACUAAGUUUGCAGAGUCAGAUAAGUAGUAAUAUGAUUUCCGAUGGAGAGUUUAUCGUUCUUAUUCCGUUUGCGAAAAAGGACAAGCAGAAAUCGGUGGAUGUUAGUGCGAGUGAAACGAGUUUUCAAAAUGCACAUCAGUGUUCCACUUCCAGUUUUGCUGAGUCAGCAUGGUCGGAUAUGAUGCAAGAUCUGUCUUCGCUUCGACAACGAGAGAUUGAUGGAAGCGAAAGUUGUCCGCCUGUUGACGUUGAAGGCGCGUGUUCGGACACGCGGAACGAAGCAGAUAGGAGGAAUUUUGAUAGUUUGCUUGAUGAGGCAGUAUUGGUUUUGAACAUGUUAUGUGAUGAUGAUGAGCUUGAUGAUAAUGGUUGUGAGAAGUUUAUGCUGGUUUUGGAGUCCGUUAACUGUUUGUAUGAUUUGAAAUCCAAGAGUUGUAUGUUAAGGAAUGCGAAUGUACGAUGCGGUGAAAUGGAUUAUGCUGCUGGCAGUAGUUAUUUGUGUUUUUGUCCGUCUUGGCUGAAGGUUUUGUUAAAGGCGUUUUAUUUUUUGAACAUCUACUGUGCUUUUCUUCAAGUUCAGCAGAAAAAAGUUACCAUGCUUAGUUUGGAGGGAGGCUUGAACCGGUUAAGUAAGUUCGGACCGGGAUUUGAUUAUGCUGAUCUUGAAAAUCUUUCUUUGCUUUGCCCUAAGGUUAUACAAUUUGUUGACGAUGAGACUGAGUGUAAAAAGUCAAAUAACAUGAUUGUUGUCGUUAAGUCAAAAUUAGAUACUGAGUACCCAGUUAAAGGCAAGAAAAAAUUGUCUACCACAAGAGUAGUUAACGCUAUGAAAAAAAGAGAAGGUUCCUUCAAAGCAGAUUUAUAUGCAAUUGUCAAAUCAUUUAUGGAAAAACAGGGGAAUGAGAAAAUCAAAUCAUGUUCAGUGAACGAUCUUUUGCUGCAUGUAAAUGAGAAAAAUGAUAAAGAAACUAAAACUGAUGCUAAGCAAACAAAGAGAAAUUUGUCUGAAUCCUCAAGUGCUUUUUCAUCCGAAGCAUUGUGUAAUGCGACAAAUCCUUUGCUACCUACAGAAAUGGUUGAGCAUCUGAGAGCAGGCAUUGGUUCUCAAGGACAGAUGGUUCAUGUUGAAGAGAUUAACGGCCGAAUAGCCAACUUUGUGGAGAUUCCAUCUUAUUUAUCUGAACGAAUGAAAUGUGCGCUUAAAUCAUCAGGGGUCUCAAAGUUGUAUAGCCACCAGGUGGAGUCAAUUGAGGCUUCUUUGGCUGGAAAGAAUGUCGUUAUUUCAACUAUGACGUCUAGUGGAAAGUCACUUUGUUAUAAUCUACCGGUUCUUGAAGUAUUAUCGCAAAAUCUUUCAGCUUGUGCUCUGUACCUUUUUCCAACGAAGGCUUUAGCACAAGAUCAACUAAGAGCAUUACUAUCUAUGACAGUAGGUUUUGAUGUAGGUUUAAACAUUGGAAUAUACGACGGUGAUACUGCUCAGGAAGAUCGAUUAUGGUUGCGCGAUAAUUCUAGACUGUUGAUCACAAAUCCUGAUAUGCUUCACAUGUCAAUCUUGCCAUUACAUAAGCAGUUUGAGCGAUUCUUAUCUAACGUCAGGUAUGUGGUAAUUGAUGAAGCUCACACAUAUAAGGGAGCGUUUGGAUGCCAUGUGGCUCUUAUUUUAAGGCGCUUUCGCCGGCUUUGUGCUCAUGUCUAUGGGAGCGAUCCAUCAUUCAUUUUUUGCACUGCAACAUCAGCCAAUCCCAGUGACCAUGCAAUGGAUCUUGCGAGUCUACCAACAAUGGAGUUAAUUCACAAAGACGGCAGCCCUUCGGGCCCCAAACUGUUUGUCCUCUGGAAUCCUCCUUUACACAUGAAAACCGUAACCAAGAGAACUAGAAGUAAGACAAAUACCAUCCAAUAUGACAGAACCGUUUUUGCUGGUCGUUCAAGUCCAAUCUUGGAAAUUUCAUGUCUUUUUGCAGAAAUUGUUCAGCAUGGACUUCGGUGCAUUGCGUUUUGCAAAACACGCAAACUGUCUGAACUUGUAUUGAGCUAUACGCGUGAAAUUCUUCAGAAGACCGCACCCAAUCUUGUAAAUUCCAUAUUUGCAUAUCGAGCUGGCUAUACUGCUCAGGAUAGGAGAAGAAUCGAGAGUGAGUUUUUUGGCGGGAAAAUUUGCGGUGUUGCUGCUACAAAUGCACUUGAGUUGGGGAUUGAUGUUGGGCAUAUUGAUGUCACCCUACAUCUAGGUUUUCCUGGUAGUAUAGCUAGCUUAUGGCAGCAAGCUGGGAGGUCUGGAAGAAGGGAACAACCGUCACUUGCUAUAUAUGUUGCAUUUGAAGGACCUCUUGACCAAUAUUUUAUGAAGUAUCCUCAUAAACUAUUCAGAGGCCCAAUCGAAUGUUGCCACGUGGAUGCAAACAACCAGCAGGUGCUUGAACAACACUUGGUCUGUGCAUCUCUUGAACAUCCACUAAGUGUUGUUCAUGAUGAAAAAUACUUUGGUCCAUCUCUAAAAUCUUCCAUACUGUCACUUAAAAGUAAGGGAUACGUUACUACCGAUCCCUCCAGGGGCCCCACGGCCGAAAUUUGGAACUACAUUGGGCACGAGAAAUUGCCUUCCCAUACUGUUAGCAUUCGUGCAAUAGAGUCAGAGAGAUAUAAAAUAAUCGACAUGAAAAACGACAAACUUCUAGAAGAAGUAGAAGAGAGCAAAGCUUUCUUUCAGGUGUAUGAUGGUGCUGUUUAUAUGCAGCAGGGAAAAACCUAUUUAGUCAAGAAUUUGGAUUUAUCUACUAAAAUUGCUUUGUGUCAGGAAGCCGACUUGAAGUAUUACACCAAGACUCGUGAUUAUACCGAUAUUGAAGUAGUAAACGGUCACAUUGCCUACCCAGUUAAGAUUUGUAACAUUCAGAAAUCAAAAACAAACGCCCAAUCAAACCCAUGCAAAGUAACUACUACAUGGUUUGGAUUUAGACGUAUAUGGAAAGGAAGCAACCGAGUAUUCGAUACAGUUAAUUUAUCACUUCCUAGUUAUACAUACGAGUCACAGGCUGUCUGGAUCCGGGUCCCACAAUCAAUAAAAACAGCUGUGGAAACAGAAAACUAUUCGUUUCGUGGAGGCUUGCAUGCUGCUGGUCAUGCACUUCUGCAUAUCGUGCCUCUAUAUAUAAUAUGCAACUCAUCUGACUUGGCUUCAGAGUGUGUAAAUCCUCAUGACACUCGUUAUAUUCCUGAAAGAAUUCUACUUUAUGAUUCCCAUCCUGGAGGAACAGGCAUUUCAGCACAGGUUCAACCUAUUUUCACUGAACUUUUAACUGGUGCAUUGGAACUUAUAACAUCUUGCUGCUGCUCUGGGGACACUGGUUGCCCCAAUUGUGUUCAGAAUCUUUCUUGUCACGAAUACAAUGAAGUUUUGCACAAAGAUGCAGCCACAAUGAUCAUUAAGGGUGUUUUAGAACUGGAGAAAUCAAAUUUUGGAGAUCCUUGUAGUUCCUCUAACGAGGGUCAUUCUAUAUAAAAUCAGUUUUUAGUAAAGAACCGCAAGAACCAUGUAAAUACUUGUACUAUACAUGUUGAUUUAAUUUAAACGGUCGUAUAGCCCACCGUCUUUUCUCUC
Messenger RNA from Helianthus annuus (common sunflower), 3948 nucleotides. RefSeq lists its product as uncharacterized. Lineage: Eukaryota; Viridiplantae; Streptophyta; Magnoliopsida; Asterales; Asteraceae. Gene Ontology annotation, molecular function: protein binding; ATP binding; nucleic acid binding. The transcript is spliced from 26 exons. Bases 178 to 3849 code for a protein of 1223 amino acids. The record is from RefSeq and is a predicted model, not a curated record.